Molecule: messenger RNA, 357 nt
Organism: Vespa mandarinia (Asian giant hornet)
Lineage: Eukaryota; Metazoa; Arthropoda; Insecta; Hymenoptera; Vespidae
Product: AT-rich binding protein-like
Source: RefSeq, a predicted model, not a curated record
AUGAGCGCAGCAGCGGCCACUAACGGGCUCGGGAAGUUGCAGCAGGUGGCGAGCCUCAAGAUUUCGGACGCGACGGCGGCCCUGGACCUACGCGCCCAGACACAAGCCCAAUCGGAAUUUGGCUUGGACCACCAGCAGCAGCAGCAACAGCAUCACCACCAGCAUCAGCAGCAACAACAGCACCAUCACCAUCAGCAGACACAACAACAGCCGCAGUCGCAGCAACAGCAGCCGCAGCAACAUCCGCAGCAGCAGCAACAACACAGCCGCAACAACAUCACCACCACCACCACCAUCAUCAUCAUCAACACCACCCGGGGAAUCAUCUCCACCCUGGCGAUUCGGGGGGUGGGAUAG